Molecule: messenger RNA, 381 nt
Organism: Paramecium pentaurelia
Lineage: Eukaryota; Ciliophora; Oligohymenophorea; Peniculida; Parameciidae
Source: the annotation of a GenBank genome assembly
AUGUCAAAUCUACUUAUGUUAUUCAAAUAAAAAUAUAAUCAUAUUUUUGGAGGAUAUUCACCUUGUUAAUGGCAUGUGGAGUCCAUUGGUUUAUAUGUAGCUGAUUAUAAAUUGUCCUCAUUAUUAUUUUCUUAGAUCUAUAAUAAACUAUAUCCUUUCUAAUCUGUUAAGAUGAUAAAUGCAAUUUAUUAUCAUAAGAGUUAUGGUCCAACUUUUGGAGCAGGUCGUGAUUUACACAUUACUAUUGAUUUUAAUGGUGGAUGUUCUAAUAUUGGAAAUACAUAUAAAUAGGAUGAUUAUUAAAAUGCAUAAAGCACUUUUUUUUGUUUAAUCAAGCCUUAAAUAGUUGAAUGCGAAUUCUUAAUGUUGACAUUUAUGUGA